This is a messenger RNA of Prorocentrum cordatum, 767 nucleotides long. NCBI's taxonomy places the organism in Eukaryota, Dinophyceae, Prorocentrales, Prorocentraceae. The record is from the annotation of a GenBank genome assembly.
AUGCGCAUGGGCUUCGCGGUGCGAUCCGUGUGCCAGGUCAUCGUGGCUGCUAUUCGGAGAUUGGCGGGGGCUAACUUCGCCCAUUCGUUCGGCAGCACGGGAGGCGAGCUCCCGCACAUGACCUUGCCAUUGUUCAGCGUGCUCCAGCUCCUCGCAUGCACGCCGGCUGGCCAUACGCCUCCGCGGCUGGGAUCCCAGGAGCUGCUCCGGCUUCCCAAGAUGGACCCGCGAGAGGCAUUGCCGUUCGAUUCGCGCACGACAUAUACUUUUACUUUCUACUCCAUGUACCUGGACAUCGCGUCAUGGCAGGUGUGCAACAUCCCAGGCUUGGGCUGCCUCCCGCUCCAGCAGUUUUGGGGUGCGGCCGACUCGUUGCAGGUGGCCGCCCUCUCCUCCCCGACGCUCGGCGGCGGCCCCCGGCCCACGGUCUACUGGGACCUGCGGCUGGCGCGCGGGCUGGGCGGCGGGCGGCUGGAGGACCCGCGCGUGGCCCUGGCUGCCCCCGGCGAGUGGGGAGGCCGUGGGGACGACGAGUCGGACUGCCUCAGCGACGACUCCUUCGUCACGGCCAGGAGCUGGGCCACCGCGGCCUCCCGCGCCGCCUCCCGCGCCGCCUCCCGCGCCGCCUCGGGCGCCGCCACGCCGCGGGGCCCCCGCCGCUCCGGGGCGGGCAGCCGGCGGCGAGUGUGCCGCUGCCUGGCGGCCUUGGCGGCGCUGGCCGGGGUGUCUGCCCUGGCGGUCGGCGCCCGCUGGCGGCGCGGCCGGGG